Molecule: messenger RNA, 2600 nt
Organism: Vombatus ursinus (common wombat)
Lineage: Eukaryota; Metazoa; Chordata; Mammalia; Diprotodontia; Vombatidae
Gene: NR4A1
Product: nuclear receptor subfamily 4 group A member 1
Exons: 7
Coding region: 132-1925 (597 amino acids)
Biological process (GO): cellular response to corticotropin-releasing hormone stimulus; regulation of transcription by RNA polymerase II
Cellular component (GO): transcription regulator complex; nucleus
Molecular function (GO): zinc ion binding; nuclear receptor activity; RNA polymerase II cis-regulatory region sequence-specific DNA binding
Source: RefSeq, a predicted model, not a curated record
GAGGCUGCAGAGUUUUGGGGGGAAGCACUGGGGCUGCGGGACCCAGGUUGCAAACCCGGGCUCUUGCCCUGGCCCCAGCUGGCAGCCUUGGGCUGCAGAAGGAGCAGCUGUAGGACGGAAGUCCCCUGGAGAUGCCCUGUAUCCCAGCCCAGUAUGGGACAUCAGCUCAGAGUCCAGGACCCCGUGACCAUUUUGCCGUUGACCCCCUGACCCAGUCUGGCUUCACCAAGAUCACCAUGGACCUGGCUGGCCCAGAAGUGCCUCCCACUGCUCCCACUGCCCUGCCCAGCUUCAGCACCUUCAUGGAUAGCUACACGGGCGAGUUCGACACCUUCCUCUACCAGCUUCCAGGGGCUACCCAACCUGCCUCCUCCUCCUCUUCCUCUUCUGCAUCCUCCUCGUCUUCUUCCACGUCGUCAUCCUCAGCCACCUCCCCAGCCUCCUCUUCAUUCAAGUUUGAGGACUUUCAAAUCUAUGGCUGCUACCCUGGCUCCUUCAGCAAUCAGCUGGAUGAGACCCUCUCAUCUAGUGGCUCAGACUACUACGGCAGUCCCUGCUCGGCGCCAUCCCCAUCCACCCCCGGUUUCCAGCCUCCACAGCUCUCCCCCUGGGAUGGGAGCUCCUUUGGCCCCUUCUCCCCCAACCAGACUUAUGACAGUCUUCGUGCAUGGACAGAGCAGCUGCCCAAGGGUCGCCCCCAGCCUCCUGCGUUCUUUUCCUUCAGCCCCCCUGCUGCCCCAAGCCCGGCCAUGUCACCAAGUCCCCUGAAGCUGCUCCCGCCCCAGCCUGCUCACCGGCUAGGGGAGGGUGAAGGCUAUGGACAGGCUGUCUUUUCUGCCCUGGCCCCUGGCUCCCCACACCUGGAUGGGCCCUUGUCCCCAGCCAAGGCUCGGGCCGGGGUCCCUGGGGGGAUGGAAGGCCGCUGUGCUGUCUGUGGGGACAAUGCCUCAUGUCAGCACUAUGGUGUCCGAACCUGUGAGGGCUGCAAAGGCUUCUUCAAGCGGACGGUGCAGAAAAACGCCAAGUACGUGUGCCUGGCCAAUAAGGACUGUCCCGUGGACAAGAGGCGUCGAAACCGGUGCCAGUUCUGCCGUUUCCAGAAGUGUCUGGCUGUGGGCAUGGUGAAAGAAGUGGUCCGAACAGAUAGUCUGAAAGGACGUCGGGGCCGCCUCCCCUCCAAACCCAAGCAGACCCCAGAUUCUUCUCCUGUGAACCUCCUCACAUCCCUCGUACGGGCACACAUUGAUUCUGUGCCCAGCACUGCUAAAUUGGACUACUCCAAGUUUCAGGAAUUAGCACUGCCCCAGUUUGGGAAGGAGGACCCUGGAGACAUACAACAAUUUUACGAUCUGCUGUCGGGCUCCAUGGAUGUGAUUCGCAAGUGGGCGGAGAAAAUCCCUGGCUUUUUGGACCUUCUGCCGGCUGACCAGGACCUGCUGUUGGAAUCUGCCUUCUUGGAACUCUUCAUCCUCCGCCUGGCCUACAGGUCCAAGCCCGGGGAAGGGAAGCUGAUCUUCUGCACGGGGCUGGUGCUACAUCGGCUGCAGUGUGUCCGUGGCUUUGGGGACUGGAUCGACAGCAUCCUAGCCUUCUCUCGGUCCCUGCACAGCAUGGUCAUUGAUGUCCCGGCCUUUUCCUGCCUUGCUGCCCUUGUCAUCAUCACCGACCGCCACGGGCUGCAGGAGCCUCGGAAGGUGGAAGAGCUGCAGAACCGCAUUGCGGGCUGUCUGAAGGAGCACGUGUCGUCAUUCACAUCAGGGGAGCCCCAGCCCCCCAGCUGCCUGUCUCGCCUCCUGGGCAAGCUGCCCGAACUACGCACCUUGUGUACCCAAGGGCUGCAGCGAAUCUUCUACCUCAAACUGGAGGACCUAGUGCCACCCCCUGCCAUCGUGGACAAGAUCUUCAUGGAUACUCUGCCCUUCUGAAACUCACGCCCCCCCCUCCCCACUGCACACGCACCCCACGUGCCUUCAGGCUAUAGUUCCAAUAGUCCUCGAAAUAUUCCCCUCCAACCCUUUUCGCCCCCAUCUCUGCCUUGGGCUGGGGCUGUAUAUUACAGGUUCUCACUCCAAGGGACUGGGGAGAACUGUCUCUACGCCUUAAUGGGAGAUGUUGAGUUGGGGGGAAGGCUUCUCCCUCCAGCUUUCCUCCCUCCCUACUCCCCUCUCAAAAAAGAGAAAAAGAAAAAAAAACCGGCCAUAGCCUCUUGCUUUAAUUUUUUUUUUUGUAUAAUAAAUCUUUUUAACAAGCACGUUGUAAAUAGGCAGAAAGCUGCUGUUGUACAUAAGGGAGAGAGAGGCCUGGGCAAGGAGGGGGGGAGGGGUUGGUUGGACUGGGGAGUGUGGGCAGGGGCGUGAGGUGGAGGGAACGCAACAGUUUGACUCCAGACUUGUCUGAGUAAGCCCUCCUCUGCCCCAUUACUCUCCCUGACCUCCCCCCUUCCCCACACCAUGUAUAUAAAUUGUCUGUCACUCUAGAAAAAAAAGACAUAGGACAGAUUCUGACGUUUAUAUUUGUGUAUUUUUCUGGAUUUAUAGUAUGUGACUUUUCUGAUUAAUAUAUUUAAUAUAUUGAAUAAAAAAAUAGACUUGUAGCUGAAA